AUGAGGAACAAAUUAGAUAAACAAUUUGGGAUAUUUCUUGAUAUGUUGAAGGAGGUCCAUCUUUUUAUCCCUCUUACCGAAGCUAUGACCCAAAUGCCUAGAUAUUCCAAAUUCCUUAAGGAUAUUUUGAGUGGUAAGAGAGAGUGCAAUGAGGUAGAUUCGGUAGAGCUUGGUGCUAGUGUUAGCAUUAUGACUUACUCGGUGUUCAAGAAGCUUAAUCUAGGAGAACUUCUUCCUACGAACAUAAACUUGCAAUUGGCCGAUAGAUCUAUUAAGUUUCCAAAAGGAAGGGUUGAAGAUGUUCCCCUUAGGAUUGGUGGUUUCACAAUUCCCGUAGAUUUUAUUGUGCUAGAAAUUGAGGAGGAUGGCCACAUUCCUUUAUUCUAG
Molecule: messenger RNA, 387 nt
Organism: Chenopodium quinoa (quinoa)
Lineage: Eukaryota; Viridiplantae; Streptophyta; Magnoliopsida; Caryophyllales; Amaranthaceae
Exons: 2
Coding region: 1-387 (128 amino acids)
Source: RefSeq, a predicted model, not a curated record